AUGAGCAGUAUCAUUCCGCUGAUCGAGCAAGUUCUCACCGCCGUUCUGGCUUUUUGGAAUCGGGUUGACUAUCGCAUACGCCAGAUGGCCCCUUGGGCAACUCUGUUCAGAGAAUCACGGACCCCUGCAUGUCGAGGCGUCCUUGUUGACUACAUCUCCCCUUCAAAGCCAGAGAUAAUAUGGCGCUCGGUCCAGAACCGCGAUUGGCUUGUUUCUAUAAGCAGCAUAGUCGGCAUACUUCAGACCGCACUCAUGGUCAUUUCGACCGGCUUGUUUUCGCUCACUCCUGUACCAACCACAAUGAACAAUGUGGCCUAUAAGACGACUACAAAGUUGGCUAGUGACAGUAAUGGCGUGUUCAGUCUCUCACAGCUACCAUCAUAUACAUACAACGCUAUACAUGCGUUAAACUUGUCAUAUCCAGCUGGGACGACGCCGGAUGUGGUCUACCAAGAGUUUACUUCCCUUGACCCGGCACUACCUGUGCAGGCCAUCCAGCAGGUUAUCGUCGAUACUAUGGCAUCAGGCUUGGACUGUACCCCAGCAAAGCUCCAAGGGAAUAGCUGGACCAUUUCUUGGCUUAACUUGGGUUGCUGGUCACCAAACUAUCCUGCCGCAUUUAUCAACUCUAACCUGAAUAUUUCUGCUUUUGAUUGUCAAAUAUCUCCUUCUGUCUCUUACACAGCUGGCAAUGAUGGUGAGGUCGGUAGCUUUGCUGUACUGGAGAGCCUUGCAUGCAACAACGAUGCAGCGGCUCUUAACACCAAGGUCAUCCUGAUGGUAGGCGAAGGUCGUCAGUCUGGCAAUGUAGGACCGAAGCCAUCCACAGAAGCCUGUGACUAUACCAACUACCCGGAGGCCACCAUAACGAUAACAAGAAGCAAGCAAUGGAUUUGUACCCCAAACAUCCAAAUAAACAAGGGGAUUGUGACAUUCAACUCGAGUGUUAAUGGUUUGGGCAACAUCCCUGAUAUUAGGACUGAUCCUCAUGCGGGUACACAAAACAUAAGCCUGGACGGUACAUUCUAUGGUAUUGUCGACGCUCUCUACUCACAGGGAGAAUAUACCUCUUUCCAAUGGGACCCUGUAACCUCCAUUCAAUCCAAAUCUAUCAGGAACACGAAUAGUCCCUCUAUUCUAGAAGCAGUACUACGACCCGCCUCUGGCGCCACAGUCGAAGAUUUCCUCGACUCUGACCUGUUCUUGGAUCUGUUCAAAAAAUAUUACAAAGAGUUUUUUGUUCAAGUUGCACAUGCGGGCCUGAUACUUUCCGAUGACAGUCCUAUCAACGGGACCGCUACUUUCCACGAAGAUCGUUUGAUGGCCAGGGAGGUGCCACUACGAGCGAUGCAAAGUAUUCUCAGCGUUCUGAUUGUCUUUCUCGCGAUAUGCCUCAUUAUUCUCCCAAGGCAGGCAAUCGUUCCUGUCGACCCUGCGAAUUUAGCCGGGCUACUGAGUAUCCUUCAGGCUAACACUCCCUUUGCAAACAUAUUCGUCGGCGCAGGCUCUGUCACGACAGAGGACUUGUCCAAAUCCUUGGAGAUGGUUUCCUUCACAAGCAAACUUGGACCUCGUUGCGGAAGUGAUCCUCUUCGAUUCACACUUCAGGAAACGACAGGAGAAGAUCUGUCGAAGAUAUUUGCUCCCGAACUGACCAGAAAGACUCCAUUGAUCACCUGGUGGCGGCCAAUUACCAUCUGCAAACGACUGAGGCUCUUCAUUUUCACAUUUGUAGUAGCAAUAGUGAUCGUCCUAGAAGUCCUACUAUCUCUAUCAAAAAAGAACCAAGGUCUCGGCAACGUCAGCAUUGAAGGGAAUCAACAUCUGGCAUGGUCAUGGACAUCUUCUGGUAUUGUAGUUGUCAUCGCCUUAUACUUCCAAUCCCUCGACAGUUCGUACAGGACAUUUAUACCAUACUGUCAGCUUAAAAAGGGAUCCUCAGCGCAAUCUUCGAUUGCUGCUAAUUACCUGUCAUCUACCGCCUUCGAAGUAAUUUGGCUUGCAAUCCGUGACCGGCUGCCUGGUGCCGCAUUCAGCGCUUUCUCAGCCAUUUUGUCCAUCUAUCUAACGACUAUUGUCAGCGGUGUUUUCGUACCUACAUCCAUUCCAUUUAAUACAACGACAACACUCAGCCAAACCUCCUGGUUUUUAAGUAAUGGUUCCGGUGACGAUGGCUCCCAUGGGAAUAAUGGUAUCAUUUCAUCGUUGAUCGUCGAGGGAAGCCUCUCAUAUCCCACGUGGACAUAUCACGAUCUUGCGCUUAGCUCGAUAACGUUACUUCAGGACUCUAAAGAAUCUAUAUCACAGGAAGGGACAAUCCUACAGUCAAUGAUCAAAGCAAUACGACCUACAUUGAAUUGCUCAAUUUAUGAGGAGAGCCAGAUACCAGGACUGAUAUUCUACCCUGAUGACAGAAUCGACCCUCAAGAUACGAAUAACAUCAUCACGCAGGGUAUUUAUAUGAACAUGCCUGGCCCAGCGCAUUGUGCUGGCAAUGCCAGUGACGCUGUCCAAGUUGCACGGCUCGCUAACGGGGUCUAUAAUUCAAACGAGAGGUCUCACCCGUUUAUCGGGUUUGCUAGCGGAAAGCAGGAGGAUUGUCCAUCGCUUAACUUCAUUUGGGGCGCUCUAGCACCAUUUGACCAUCAGAUUGGGAUGAGUCUGAGUGUCACUUGGGCACGCGUCCUGAGCUGUUACGAGACUAUAUCUCAGGUUGAUGUUCAAACCACAUUUUCCAUGCCUGCAUUCUCCAUCGACGAGCAGAACCCUCCACUCGUAGACGAAGAGAGUGUGACGCCCUUUUCCUCUGCUACUGUCCAUGUGCCCUACGACCAGAUGAUUGGUGACGCAGGCCAAACCGGAACCCAAGGCGAUUUCUUCUACAAAUGGGUUACUUUGAAGAACAAUAUUACGACUGCAGACUAUGGAAACCCAGACAAGGUCGACACUAUUGCUGCGGCGAUCGAAGAGGCUCAUAAGAUCGCCCGAGCUCAACAAUACCACGCGGUACUUCGCACAAGUGAUAUGACAGCAGCGGCAGGGCUCCAGAAAAGAGCCACCUCAGACACAUCGACGGGCACGCUGGUAAACCCGAAUCGCUAUCGCCUGGUGGUGGACGCGGUCUCAACGCAUAUUCUGAGUGGACUCUUGAUGGCAAUGUUGCUCUUUGCAGGGCUUGCGUCUCUGCUCAUGAGUACCAGGGAAAUUCUGCCUAAGAAUCCAUGUAGCAUUGCCGCAAUGACAAGUCUAUUGGCAGACUCGAAUAUGCUUGCGCCUGGGUCUGGCUCAGGCAAGAGUGAAAUUCAUAGGUUUCCGGACAGUCCAAAAGAACAAGACAGCUUCAGGGUGAUUUACAAGAUGGGCUGGUUCGACAGAGGGCCGAACGAAGCGAAGGCUUUCACAAUCUACGAACUCAAGGAGGGUAUGGACGAUCGCGUCGUCGAGAGUGCAGCCGAGAACGGAGAGGCUCAGCAGCAAGUCACUGGCCAACAGUGUCGACCGAAUGAAUCACUGAAGAGCAAGAGCCUUGACUUCCCGCGUGCAGAAAUACCAGUCACUCUCAGCCUGACUAAACUAAAGACUAUCUGA
This is a messenger RNA of Exophiala bonariae, 3588 nucleotides long. RefSeq lists its product as uncharacterized. The transcript is spliced from 2 exons. The record is from RefSeq and is a predicted model, not a curated record. Lineage: Eukaryota; Fungi; Ascomycota; Eurotiomycetes; Chaetothyriales; Herpotrichiellaceae. Bases 1 to 3588 code for a protein of 1195 amino acids.